AUGAUCGACGCGAAGUUGAUGAGUGUACCCUCCGAUCCAAAUGUGAUCUUGUAUCCGGUAUUAAAAGAAAAGGUAGCUGUAAAAGUACCGUUCAGAGAAGCGGUUGGUUCAUUAAUAUUUCUCGCAAUCGUGUGUCGUCCUGACAUUGCUUUUGCUGUAAAUUCUGUUAGCAAAUUUCUGAAUAAUUACAGUAAUGAUCACUGGCGUACCGUGAAACAAAUUCUAGCAUAUGUGUCUGGGACAUUAGAGUACGGGAUAGAGUUUCGCGGGGGUGGAAGCGUACUUGAGUUAACUGGGUACUCGGACGCAGAUUACGCAGGCGAUAUUGAAACGCAAAGGUCAACGACGGGCUAUAUCUUCGAGCUCGCGGGAGGUCCGGUUACGUGGGCAAGUCAGAGGCAAAAAUAA
Molecule: messenger RNA, 408 nt
Organism: Solenopsis invicta (red fire ant)
Lineage: Eukaryota; Metazoa; Arthropoda; Insecta; Hymenoptera; Formicidae
Product: secreted RxLR effector protein 161-like
Exons: 1
Coding region: 1-408 (135 amino acids)
Source: RefSeq, a predicted model, not a curated record